AUGGUACCAUUGAGGACCUUCUACGGACUUGCUUCUUUAGCCUAUCUUGUUCUUGGUCUAUUCUGGUUCCUGAGGUUUGUUCAGUUCUGGAAGGAUGUCAUACAGCUGCAUUAUCAGAUUACUGCUGUUAUUGCCCUUAGCAUGUCUGAAAUGGCUCUCUGGUAUUUUGACUAUGCAAAUCUUAAUGCCACCAGAAGCAGACCUAUGGUAAUUACAAUAUGGGCAGUCACAAUGACUGCUGUAAAGAAGACGUUGUCUCAUGUGCUUGUUUUAGUCGUUUCGAUGGGUUAUGGUGUUGUUCGGCCUACUCUUGGUGGUGUAACCUCAGAAGUGUUUCUGUUAGCCCUUACAUAUUUUAUUUCCACCGAGGCACUUGAACUUGUGGAGCAUUUGGGCAGCAUCAAUGACUUCUCAAGGAAAACCAAGAUAUAUUUGGUGCUGCCUGUCGUUUUCUUGGAUGCAUCAUUUAUUUUGUGGAUAUUCUCAUCAUUAUCUAAGACACUGGAAAAAUUGCAGAUGCGGAAAAGCAUGGCAAAACUUGAACUUUAUAGAAAGUUUACCAAUUCCCUUGCAAUUUUUGUGCUUCUUUCCCUUGCUUGGGUUGGCUAUGAGGUUGGUCCCCAUGUAAAACAUAUUCUUGCUGUUAGUGCAAAAGCAAAUCACUUGCGACGCGAUAUAGUUCAGCCGGAGUAG
Solanum dulcamara is the source of this 693-nucleotide messenger RNA. RefSeq lists its product as uncharacterized. Lineage: Eukaryota; Viridiplantae; Streptophyta; Magnoliopsida; Solanales; Solanaceae. Gene Ontology annotation, biological process: transport. The record is from RefSeq and is a predicted model, not a curated record. Bases 1 to 693 code for a protein of 230 amino acids. The transcript is spliced from 3 exons. Gene Ontology annotation, cellular component: Golgi apparatus; membrane.